Messenger RNA from Lucilia sericata (common green bottle fly), 6118 nucleotides. RefSeq names its product bromodomain-containing protein DDB_G0280777 (gene smash). The coding region runs from base 485 to 6067 and encodes 1860 amino acids. The transcript has 10 exons. Gene Ontology annotation, cellular component: mediator complex; stress fiber. Gene Ontology annotation, biological process: regulation of focal adhesion assembly; positive regulation of stress fiber assembly; regulation of transcription by RNA polymerase II. The record is from RefSeq and is a predicted model, not a curated record. Gene Ontology annotation, molecular function: transcription coactivator activity; myosin II head/neck binding. Lineage: Eukaryota; Metazoa; Arthropoda; Insecta; Diptera; Calliphoridae.
UUCCAACGAAAUCGAAUCAAAAUUUGGCAUAACUCGAACUACAACUUUGCAAAAAUUCAAGACAAAAAUUUUAUUUUAAAUUUGAAGUAUGAAAUUUGAAAUUACCGAAGGACAAACAAACGGUUAAGAUACUGGACAACAAAUUGAUGCCCCAUAAAAUACCAAACACUUUUAGAAAAUAAAAAAAAGAAAAGAAAUGUGUGGGUAACUUCCCUCCAAUUUGAUUUGAAAAUUUACAAAGAAAAACAAAUUGAUGAAAUGUCAUCAUAAUAUUAUCAAAUAUUUUUUUUUAAUAAUGUUGAACAAAUUUCAAUCACAUUUUUACUACGAAAUCCGUACCAAAGUUUAUUUUUAACGAAAGAAUAAAACGCAAAAAAACAACGAAUUUAUUUUAGAAGCUGUUUUUAAAAAGAAAAAAAAAUUAUUGAUUAAUUUUUUUUUUAAAUAAAAUAAAAAUUAUUGAAUAAAAUCACAGGCAUUUGAAAUGCCUACAGAAUGUGAGCGAAGUUCUACUUCGCCAGCCACAACAACAAUAACAAAUAAUUCAGCAGAAUUAAAGGAUAAUUUAAAUGAAGAUUCAGCAGCAGCAGCUCAACAACAACAACAACAACAACAUUCAGCAAUGAUGGAUAACAGCGAUAAUAUGUCAACUUCACAGACCUCUACUACUUCGAAUGGCAGUAGUAGUUGUAAUGGUGGUAGAAAAACGUCUAUAACAUCUCCGGAUCCCACAGCAUAUGUGGCUAAAGCCAGAGUAACACGACCAACCCCACCACCCCCACCUUAUAAUCCCAUGCAAUUCGUACAAAUCAAACCCUGUAAUUUGUAUCAAACAGCACAAGAACAACUUAAGAAAGCGGAAGAAGUUAAAAAGAUUAAAGAGAUACGCAAAGAGGAGCCAGAAGAUUGGCAAAAUAAUCUGGACAAUUGGAAGUCAUCACGUAGAAAACGUGUCGAACAUAUUAUUGAUCGUGUGGUGGAGGUGAAAAAAUUGGAAUUAGAAGAACAUGAUCGCACGCGCAGAAAAUCGAAAACAUUUUCCGAAAUGAUUGAAGAGAGAGGUGAACGCUCUGGUGGCCGAGGCCUUAAUAAAUUGGCUUCUUUAGCUGUUUAUGCAGAAGAUGAAGCAAAUGAUUUAAGUGAUUUAGGCAUUGGCACCAGUAGUGCCAGCGGUAAAAGCAGUUUAUCCGAAGAUUAUGAUAACAAUAGUGUUAUGAGUGACAACGCUGCUGAAUUGGACAAGGCCAUAACCAACAGCACUCACCAUAAUAAUAAACCAAACACCACAGAAAGCACAACACGAGAAUAUAUAUCAUCGCCCGGCUACGAAACCUCUUCGAGUACAGCACCAGCUAGUUCGCCCGAUCCAUGUGAAUACACCUACGAAGGUGCCAUACAAGACUACAAACAAAGAGUAUCACGUGCCGCCUCUGGUCUCACCUCAGUGAACCUCAAUAAACUCACCAGCCAGCAGCAACACACCAACUCUAAGGAGUCUACACCCGAAAGACCCUUAAAUAAAGAAACAGCAGCUUAUCCUCCUCGAAGAGGCAGUAAAAUCGAAGAUCGUCUAAUGGGUUUUGAAGUACAAUCGCCCAGCGAAGAGUGUGUGGAAAAGAAUAAGGUUGAUGUACCAAAGAUUGAUAUAUCGAAAAGAAAAGAAAUCUUUGAAUCCAUUGACCAGACACCAGAACCAAAGUCAACUCAUGCUGGUAGUAAUGGCGGCUCGGCAGUGCCUAGAGUAACUCUAAGAGAUCGUUUUAAGGUCCAGGAGACCAAUAGCGAAACAUUGACCGAACAACCCAAAAAAGAGCUAAAACGUUUAUCGGGUGACAUCACCAGCAUUAAGGAACGUUUGCAGAGUCUCGAACAACAACAGAAUUUAGUCAAUGGUGCAAAUGGUGCAACUAAAACCACUGCCAAUAAAUUAGUCGAUAUACCAGUGCCACCGCUAAAGGAGCGAUUAUCUAGUUUACAAAAUGCUGUAACCAAAGAAGAAGUACGCAAACCACCGGUUGUGCUGGUCGAUGCCCGCCAAUUGGAGAUCAUGAAGUGUGAGGAAGAAAAGGCCCAGCAAACGUUAAAACAAGAAACAAUCAAAGAGGAAAAAGAAACGAAAACAAUUGCUACAAAAACCCAGGAGGUGGAAGAAAUCGAUAGAGAUGAUAGCGGUAUACAUACAGCCGAUGAUGUGGAACUAGAAUUGGAGCGACAUCAAGCCGAUAAAAUGAAAAAGGAGCAAGAGCUUAAGCUUAAUGCCGCCAUUGAAGCUUUGGCCAAGGAGGAACAGCAACUAAGUGAAGCGGCCAAUGCUGUCAAUCAAAUCGAGGCAGAAUUCGAGGAAUUAACUUUAGGUUCUCUGCCACCUAUGGCUAGCAAUACAACUGCCUCUGAAGCCUCGGCAACCACCAUUACUAAUGAUCAUAUGGAAUAUAGUAUCAACGAAGCUCUGGAAUUGGCGCUGGCAGCAAUUGACAAAGAGACGAUACCGCAGCUACAGCAGCAACAGCAGCCAACGCCACAGCAACAGCCAGAGAAUUUGUAUCCAAUAACUGCCCCAUCCAAUAAUACUAUUUCCACUACUACAACAACUACUACUACUAACAACAAUAACAACAACAACAUUUUGAAAGAAAUUGCCCAGGAAACGGAAAUACUUGAAGUUGUUCAUAAAACUUUAGAAUCAAAAGAAAAGGAGGAAAUUUUAAUAAAUAAAACCGAUGAAGAGAAAUGUGAAAAAUUAAAAUUGGAAGAACAAUUUACCACAACUUUGGAAAUUAAAGAAAAAUCUGAAGAGGAAAUCUCAAAAGAACCCAUUUAUGAGAAUAUAAGCUCCACUACAUCAACAGGAGAAGUAGAUGUGGUUAUAACAACUAAAAAAACAUCAUAUCAACAACAGCAGCAGCAACAACAACAACAAAUCAUUCCAAGUAUGAUGAGUAAAACCCAAAUUGAUAUAGAUCUUACAACAACAACAACAACUAAUAAUGAUUCCAAACAAAAUUUCAAUUCUCAAAAUCUUAAACAAAAUCAAAAUUCAAAUUCAAAUCAAACAAUUAAACAAAAUUUAGCAUCAGCAUCUAAUCAAUUACAAAAUAGUCAAAUUAACAACAGUUUUAAUUGUCCAAAUAAUAAUAAUAAUAACAACAACAACAGUAAAAUUAAUAAUAAUAUACAAAAUAAUCAAAAUAUUAAUAAUAAUAAUUGUAAAGUAGUUGAGUUAACAAAUGCUUUUGCUAACACAACAAUAACAACAACAACAUCAGCCAAAACUACAACAACAAAAAAUAAAAAUCAUAGUGAUUUAAACACAACAACAACUUUUAAAGAAAUCACCUUCAAUCAUCUCGAACAGCCCACUAUUGAAAGCUCAGAAGUCGAAAUCAAAACUACAGCUUUAACAGUAAACGAUAAUCUUCCAAAAACUCUUCCUACAACAACUAAAGAAACCGCUAUAAACAACCCUAACCCAUCUGGCGAUCUUAACACGGAACCUUAUUAUCAAGUACCCAAAUCUAGUGAACCCUAUUAUGAUGCACCCAAACAUUUAAAACCGGUACCGGUCUAUGAAAAUAUUGAAAUAUUCUUCAAUGGCAAUAACAGCAGCGACUUAAACCCCCAUGAUUUAAGUGUUAAUCUACAACCGCCCAAAGAAAAACCACCACCACCCCCGGUCGAUAGUCCUCCUCUUUUCGAUGAUGUCGAUAGCAGCAGUCACACCGAUGCCUGGUCAUCGGAUAAUACCUACGAGACCCUGUCACGUCAUCAACUUAAUCAUCACAAUCAUCAACAUCAUUUAUCCCCAGAUCAACCUUCGCCACCCAUUAAACGUAUGAACUCUACGAAGCGCAUUAAGAAGGAAUUGCGCAAUAAACGUUCUAGUUUCUUGGGUAUUGAGGGUUCAUCUUUGGAUGAUGAUGAAACUUAUUUGGAGCUUACGGUGGCCCCACCACCCGAUAUGGCUCAACUGUUGCAGGAGGAACGUCGCUUGGAGAAGCAAUUGUAUUUGAAAGCAGGUUUAUGUGAUAGUUCGGAUACAGGUGAAAGUCGCGAUUCCGGAGUCUCUGAGAAUCAUUCUCGCCAGAGUAGUGAACACUAUACGAACUCUUCGGAAGAGAAUGAAACACACGAUGACACAACAUCACCUUUAACGCUGCAAACACAAACCGGUUUGGAUGUACCACCACCAGCUGAUAUGUUAUACCAAAACGAUGGUCUACUCGCGGUGGUGCAAACACCACUGUUAACAACAGUCAAGGGAAAUUCGGCCGAAUCAUGGACCGAAUCGGCUACAGUAGCAGCAGCAGCUACACAAUCACUAACCGAGGCCACCGCAACAGCAAAUGCUAAAAUGAUGUCCAUCGAAGAGAAGAUACGAGAACAGGAAGAAGUGUUAAGAGUAGAACGGGAGCUAUUGCAAUUGGAACAGGAAGAGCUGAAGCGGCAAAGAGAAAAUCUUAUGUUAAGAGAGAAUAUGGCUAGGAGAGAGUUGCAGCAUGGAGCCAAAAUGUUAAUGUCGGCCAAUAGACGUUCUUUACAGGAUCUUAAUGGUUUGGGUGGUGGCAUGACGGUGGUAAAUAUUAAUGGUGAGGCGGGAAACAAUAUGGAUAUGUAUCAUUCACAAAUGAAUCAUAAUAUGCAGAACUCUCAGCAUUUGCUAAGUCAAACACAAUUGGCUCAACCUCAGCAGCAGCAGCCACAGCCGCCACAACAGCAAUCCCAACAAAUUUAUGCUAAUAUUCCAAAUUUACAACAACAAUACUAUCACAUGGAAAACGAUUAUCGCAAAUCCAUGUCCGAUAUUAAUGAAUUCUCCAAACGUAUGAUGUCACAACCGCCACCUGCACCACCCUCCAAACCCAUGCGUGCCAUGCAUAUUAAUACCAAUACCACCAAUGGCAUAAUGAUUAAUGGCGAUCAUCAGGAUUAUGCUGGCCGCCAAAGACAUUCUUUAAAUUCACAACAUUUUGGUGGUUCUUUGGUUAAAAUUGCUCCUGCACAGCCCACAGCUGCCCCACGAGCAGCUCCCCACAUCUAUUCCAAUUAUCAUCAUCAAUCGGUGCAGAAUUUAAGUUCUUCUACCACGGCCCCCCAGUCUGCCCAAGUGGUCAACAGCAAUAACAGUGUCAAUCAAUCACUGUAUCCCGGCAAUAUGUCACGCAAUACCUUACAUGCUUUAAGUGCUACACCAAAACCCAAAUACACCGACGGUUGGGUACAAGUCCAGCAACGCAAAUCGUACGAUAGUAAUCUAGCCAAUGAUCCAGCUUGGCUAUCGGCCUAUCAACAGAAACGUAAAUCUAUGCCGGAUUCUUAUCAUGGUUAUAAUCAAAAUAAUCAUUGGCUGAUCCAAGAGGCCGAACAAAGACGUUUGAGUGAACAACAACAGCAACAGAGAAGAACUGUUAACACUACGAAUACCAACACAGUGCAUCAGUCUAAUAAUAAGUUGGUGAAUGGCUCUGCUAUGAUAUCGAGCUCGACAAACGGCAAACCUUUGCCCGAUUCCAUAAUACAAACUCUAACGGAGAGAGUGCAAAGCAAAGGCAUUGGUGAGAGAAAGAGAAAUACUUUAGACAAAAGUCCCCUACAUGCCGCCUCUACAUACCAACAAUAUCAACAGCAGCAAUACAAUAACAAACUAAAUCAACAACAACAACAGCAGCAACAAUCAACUGUCUCCAAUGCUGUUAUACACCGUCAUAAUAAUAUAAUAACUUCAACAACAUCAGUCUCCACAACGUCCACGUCCUCCACUACCAAUCUACAAGGCCAGUCAAAUCUUAAUACUACAACCCAGCAACAACAACAACAACAACAGGACAAAGUACUAAGUGUUAGUGGCAAAAAGAAAUGUUCUCACUGUGGCGACGAAUUAGGACGUGGAGCUGCCAUGAUUAUUGAAUCUUUACUAUUAUUCUAUCACAUCAACUGUUUCAAAUGCUGUGUCUGUCAUGUCCAGCUGGGCGAUGGUCUUAAUGGUACCGAUGUUCGAGUGCGCAAUCAUAAAUUACACUGUCAAAAUUGUUACUCAAGUGAUGAUGGCAUUAAGUUUAGUUGUGUUUAAGUAAAAUUUAAAAAUAAAUAUUUAACUAAUUGUUGUUAUUGUUAAAAAAAA